AUGAAGUUCUCCUCUGUUACUGCUAUUGCUCUAGCCACUGUUGCCACUGUUGCCACUGCUAAGAAGGGUGAACAUGAUUUUACUACCACUUUAACUUUGUCUUCGGACGGCAGCUUGACCACUACCACUUCUACUCAUACCACCCAUAAGUACGGUAAGUUUAACAAGACCUCGAAGUCCAAGACUCCAAACCAUACAGGUACGCACAAGUAUGGUAAGUUCAACAAGACCUCGAAGUCCAAGACUCCAAACCAUACAGGUACUCACAAGUAUGGUAAGUUCAACAAGACUUCGAAGUCCAAGACUCCAAACCAUACAGGUACUCACAAGUAUGGUAAGUUCAACAAGACCUCGAAGUCCAAGACUCCAAACCAUACAGGUACUCACAAGUAUGGUAAGUUCAACAAGACCUCGAAGUCCAAGACUCCAAACCAUACAGGUACGCAUAAGUACGGUAAGUUCAACAAAACCAAACAUGACCAUACCACCUAUGGUCCAAAUGAAAAGGCCCGUAAGAACAAUGCUGCUGCUGGCCCAUCUAAUUUCAAUUCCAUAAAAUUGUUUGGUGUUACUGCUGGUAGUGCCGCUGUAGCCGGUGCCUUACUAUUGUUGUAA
This is a messenger RNA of Saccharomyces mikatae IFO 1815, 615 nucleotides long. RefSeq lists its product as uncharacterized. The record is from RefSeq and is a predicted model, not a curated record. NCBI's taxonomy places the organism in Eukaryota, Fungi, Ascomycota, Saccharomycetes, Saccharomycetales, Saccharomycetaceae. Bases 1 to 615 code for a protein of 204 amino acids. The transcript has a single exon.